Molecule: messenger RNA, 786 nt
Organism: Saccharomycodes ludwigii
Lineage: Eukaryota; Fungi; Ascomycota; Saccharomycetes; Saccharomycodales; Saccharomycodaceae
Product: 40S ribosomal protein eS4
Exons: 2
Coding region: 1-786 (261 amino acids)
Biological process (GO): translation
Cellular component (GO): ribosome; cytosolic small ribosomal subunit
Molecular function (GO): structural constituent of ribosome; RNA binding
Source: RefSeq, a predicted model, not a curated record
AUGGCUAGAGGACCAAAGAAGCAUCUAAAAAGAUUAGCAGCUCCACAUCAUUGGAUGUUGGACAAAUUGUCUGGUUGUUACGCUCCAAGACCAUCUCAAGGUCCACACAAAUUGAGUGAAUCUUUACCAUUGAUUGUCUUCUUAAGAAACAGAUUAAAGUAUGCUUUGAACGGUCGUGAAGUUAAGGCUAUCUUGAUGCAACGUCAAGUUAAAGUUGAUGGUAAGGUUAGAACUGACACUACUUUCCCAGCUGGUUUUAUGGAUGUCAUCACUUUGGAAGCCACCAACGAAAACUUCAGAUUGGUCUAUGACGUUAAGGGUAGAUUUGCUGUCCACCGUAUUACCGAUGAAGAAGCCGCUUACAAGUUGGCCAAGGUCAAGAAGGUUCAAUUGGGUAAGAAGGGUGUUCCAUACGUUGUUACCCACGAUGGUAGAACUAUCAGAUACCCAGAUCCAAGCAUCAAAGUUAACGACACUGUUGUUGUUGAUCUUGCUUCUGGUAAAAUCACUGAUUUUAUCAAAUUUGACACUGGUAAGUUAGUUUACGUUACUGGUGGUCAUAACUUGGGUCGUGUUGGUACCAUUGUUCACAGAGAAAGACAUGAAGGUGGUUUCGAUAUUGUUCACAUCAAGGAUUCUUUAGACAACACCUUUGUUACCAGAUUGGGUAAUGUCUUCGUUAUUGGUGAACCAGGUAAGCCAUACAUUUCUUUGCCAAAGGGUAAAGGUAUUAAGUUAUCCAUUGCUGAAGAACGUGACAGAAGAAGAGCUCAACAGGGUUUAUAA